Anolis sagrei ordinatus is the source of this 1770-nucleotide messenger RNA. It is a transcript of the gene SLC7A10, whose product is annotated as solute carrier family 7 member 10. NCBI's taxonomy places the organism in Eukaryota, Metazoa, Chordata, Lepidosauria, Squamata, Anolidae. Gene Ontology annotation, cellular component: membrane. Gene Ontology annotation, biological process: D-alanine transmembrane transport; amino acid transmembrane transport; D-serine transmembrane transport. Gene Ontology annotation, molecular function: neutral L-amino acid transmembrane transporter activity; L-amino acid transmembrane transporter activity. The record is from RefSeq and is a predicted model, not a curated record.
GGGGAGCCAUGGCCGGGGAGAACCAGCCGCGGAGCCUGCGGAAGAGCAUCUCGGCGCAGCAGCAGCAGCCGCCCCCCCCGCACCCGCACCCGCCGCCCCAGCCCCAGCCCCCCCGGCCCCCCCACAKGCAGCAGCCCCCGCCCCAGCCCCCCGGCGCCCCCGAGAGGGUCACCCUCAAGAAGGAGAUCGGCUUGGUCAGCGCCUGUGCCAUCAUCAUCGGUAAUAUAAUUGGCUCCGGCAUCUUUAUUUCACCCAAAGGAGUCCUAGAGCACACCGGUUCCGUAGGCCUUGCACUGAUCAUUUGGGUGCUUGGAGGAGGCAUUGCCGCACUCGGGUCAUUAUGCUACGCGGAGCUAGGUGUGACCAUCCCGAAAUCAGGAGGAGAUUAUUCCUACGUCUCUGAGGUUUUCGGUGAAUUAGCUGGGUUUUUACUGCUGUGGAGUGCAGUGCUUAUCAUGUACCCCACCAGCCUGGCUGUUAUUGCACUGACUUUUUCCAACUAUGUUCUACAGCCAGUGUUUCCUAACUGUAUCCCACCCUACAAGGCCUCCAGAGUCCUCUCCAUGGUGUGUUUAUCUCUCUUGACCUGGGUGAACAGCACCAGCGUCCGAUGGGCCACGCGCAUCCAGGAUAUAUUCACAGCGGGAAAACUCUUGGCCUUGGGUCUUAUCAUUACUGUGGGCUUCAUACAGAUCUUCAAAGGAAACUAUGAAGAACUUCUGCCAAGCAAUGCUUUCAAUUUUUGGAUGACCCCUUCAGUGGGGCAUUUGGCAUUAGCUUUCCUCCAAGGCUCCUUUGCAUUCAGUGGAUGGAACUUCCUAAAUUAUGUAACGGAAGAAUUAGUUGAUCCUCGCAGGAAUCUACCUCGUGCCAUAUUCAUAUCCAUCCCAUUGGUGACCUUUGUGUACACGUUCACCAAUAUUGCAUAUUUCACUGCCAUGUCACCCCAAGAACUCUUGUCUUCUAAUGCUGUUGCGGUAACGUUUGGCGAAAAGUUGCUGGGAUAUUUUUCCUGGAUUAUGCCCGUCUCUGUGGCUCUGUCGACAUUUGGAGGAAUAAAUGGAUAUCUUUUUACCUCAUCAAGGUUGUGUUUUUCCGGAGCACGAGAAGGCCAUUUACCCAGUUUGCUGUCGAUGAUUCAUGUCAGGCACUGCACCCCAAUUCCAGCCCUCCUCGUCUGUUGUAUGGCUACUGUCGUCAUUAUGCUGGUUGGAGACACCUAUACGUUAAUCAAUUACGUGUCCUUCAUUAACUACCUCUGCUACGGAGUGACAAUCAUAGGCUUGAUUGUUCUACGAUGGAAGAAACCCAAGAUCUUCCGACCUAUCAAGGUUAAUCUUCUGGUCCCAAUCACUUACCUGAUAUUUUGGGCCUUUCUCUUGAUCUUCAGUUUCUAUUCUGAGCCAGUAGUCUGUGGAAUUGGACUGAUUAUCAUAUUAACUGGAGUGCCAGUGUUUUUCAUUGGAGUGUACUGGAAAAAUAAACCAAAGUGUGUCCACCGGAUAGCAGAAUCCUUGACACAUUGGGGCCAGAAGGUGUGUUUUGUGGUGUAUCCUCAGGGCGGAUCGCUAGAAGAGGACGAUCUACCUUUCCCGCAUCCGUCCCUCCCAGGAAGUGAAAAGUCCUUGAAGAAAUAAUUAUCUAUUUUACACAUGCAAAGUAGAUUGUGUUGUUUACAUGAUGAUUUUUUUUGGAAAAAAAAUAAUGAAAAAAAUCUUGAAAAUGUUUUUUUUUUUUAGAAAUUCAAUAGUAAAAACAUACAAAAUGAAA